Molecule: messenger RNA, 977 nt
Organism: Passer domesticus (house sparrow)
Lineage: Eukaryota; Metazoa; Chordata; Aves; Passeriformes; Passeridae
Gene: MRPS17
Product: mitochondrial ribosomal protein S17
Exons: 3
Coding region: 120-533 (137 amino acids)
Biological process (GO): mitochondrial translation
Cellular component (GO): mitochondrial small ribosomal subunit; ribosome
Molecular function (GO): structural constituent of ribosome
Source: RefSeq, a predicted model, not a curated record
GGCCCCGCCCCUUCCCGCCGCGCGGCGCUUCCGUGCUGGGCGCCGCCCGUUCCGGGCCCGGCUCUGUGAGGCCCCGAGGCGCGGCGGCGGCGGCGGCACUGCAUGACCAUAACUGAACAAUGUCUGUGCCACGUGGAGCUGUCCAUGCAAAAUGGAUAGUGGGGAAAGUGAUUGGGACCAAAAUGCAGAAAACUGCCAAAGUGAGAGUGACCAGGCUCGUGCUGGAUCCCUACUUGCUGAAGUUCUUUAACAAAAGAAAAACCUAUUUUGCCCACGACCCCCUGCAGCAGUGUGUUGUUGGAGACAUUGUUCUUCUGAAAGCUCUGCCCGAGCGAAGGAGCAAACACGUGAAACACGAACUGGCUGAAAUUGUGUUCAAGGUUGGCAAUGUCAUAGAUCCCAUCACAGGAAAGCCCUGUGCAGGAACCAGAUUCCUGGAAAACCUGUCAGAUUCAGAAAACCUCACCGAGGCAGAUACCACCUAUCUAAGUGAGAAACUUCAGGAACUUAAAGUUUGUUCAACAGACAAAUAGUGGGGGAAAUAUUUUAAGCAGAGGGCUUCCAGCUUUUGUGUCUCCCUGUCAUGGAUGUUUGAGGCCCUGCUGUGAUAUGUUAAAUGUUUCAGUGAAAUUUGUAGUCAAAAUAAAUAGUACAUGUAGUUGCUUAUGCAAAGAGAUGUUGCAGGUUGAUGGGCACCUGGAGCUUUGAAUGAAAAUACAGAGAAAAAUGCAAGUUUAGUGUUCACACUUCAUUUUGUUGCCUGUAGCUUUGCCCCAGUGACAGUUCCCAAAGGCAGCUGCCCUCCUGGAAUGACCUCUCUGUGUUAAGACAAGACUACAGCUGUGUGAUGUUUAAUUUUGGUGGGAGGGUCAUUAUAUUAUUUGGUUGUUCUGUAUUUCAGGGAGUCUUUUGUGGUUUGUAGGGUUACUGGAAAUGAUGCUAUUAAAGCUUUUGAAAGGAAGUGUAGAAUUUUAAAA